AACCGAACUUGAUGGUGAAAAGAGGAGGCGUGACGACCAAUGGAUGCGUGCGUUAGCAGGUCUGGCCAAUGGAAAUGCGCAGAGGGCUUUUAGUAAGGGCGGGACUACAGCGAGGGCCAAUGGUAGAGCGUGGUGGCGCCAUCAGUGUGCGCUGUGCCGCGGCUGGAAGUUGCUGUGCGGCGGCGGCUAAGAAGGCGGCUGUGGUGGCGGCGCCUCGGUCGGCGACGGAGGGAACAGAAAAUGGCAGACUUUUUGAAAGGGUUGCCGGUCUACAACAAGAGCAAUUUUAGUCGGUUCCAUGCUGACUCCGUGUGCAAGGCUUCGAACCGCCGCCCCUCCGUCUACCUGCCCACCCGGGAGUACCCGUCAGAGCAGAUCAUUGUGACAGAAAAGACAAACAUCCUCCUACGCUACCUACAUCAGCAAUGGGACAAAAAGAAUGCUGCCAAGAAGCGGGACCAGGAGCAGGUGGAGCUGGAGGGCGAGAGCUCGGCGCCGCCCCGCAAGGUGGCGAGGACGGACAGCCCGGACAUGCACGAGGACACCUAGGCCUCCCGCCGCCGCCUGCCCUGUGUGUAAGCGCCCGCUCGCCCGCUCCACACCACUUCCAACCUCACAGGAGCUGAUGUAUUUAUUUUCCUCGAGUUUUAUUUAUGCCGUAACACGUGUCACGCGUUGGUUAGAGGGGACUCAGUCCCAGUAGUGUGAUGUUGUGCUCACCUCCCCACCCAGCCCCACCCGGGACCAAGUGUGUCCUCGAGUGUCGGGUGCAGGGGUGGGCUGGGGGAACAGUGCGUGGCCUGUGGGCCCGUGAGGGCAGCGCGCCCCGGAUGUUAGCGUUUCAUCAUGGACUCGCGCGUGCUCCGUGUGCUCCCCAAUAAAGGAUCUUUCCUG
Molecule: messenger RNA, 894 nt
Organism: Fukomys damarensis (Damara mole-rat)
Lineage: Eukaryota; Metazoa; Chordata; Mammalia; Rodentia; Bathyergidae
Gene: Dda1
Product: DET1 and DDB1 associated 1
Exons: 5
Coding region: 241-549 (102 amino acids)
Biological process (GO): positive regulation of proteasomal ubiquitin-dependent protein catabolic process
Cellular component (GO): Cul4-RING E3 ubiquitin ligase complex
Source: RefSeq, a predicted model, not a curated record